AUGACUGAAGCAGACAUUAAACAUGUAUUUGACAUGAUAGAUACAGAUCAUUCUGGAUAUCUUGAUAUUGAUGAAUUUGUAAAGGCAUGUUCACAAUUAAUUGAAGGAUGUGAAAAAGAAAGUGCAGUUGCACUAUUUCAUAUGGCAGACGAAAAUGAAGAUGGUAAAAUGGAUUUGAAUGAAUUUAAAAAUAUGAUUGAAUUCUAUUUAAAGAACUCCGAAGAAGAAGAUCCAUAUGUUUUAUUAUUUAAAAGAUGUGAUGUAAACGGAGAUGGUGUUUUAGAUAAGAAAGAAGUUUUUGAUAUUCUCCAAAGCAUUGACCCAAAUAUUACUAUACAAGAUAUAAAUGAAACAUUUGAUAUAUAUGAUACGGAUAAAAAUGGUUCAUUAGACUUUGAUGAAUAUAUGAAAAUGGUUGAAGAUAUUAAAUCACAAUAA
Molecule: messenger RNA, 438 nt
Organism: Entamoeba histolytica HM-1:IMSS
Lineage: Eukaryota; Evosea; Mastigamoebida; Endamoebidae
Product: troponin-like protein, putative
Exons: 1
Coding region: 1-438 (145 amino acids)
Molecular function (GO): calcium ion binding
Source: RefSeq, a predicted model, not a curated record